This is a messenger RNA of Xiphophorus hellerii (green swordtail), 4701 nucleotides long. It is a transcript of the gene atf6b, whose product is annotated as activating transcription factor 6 beta. Lineage: Eukaryota; Metazoa; Chordata; Actinopteri; Cyprinodontiformes; Poeciliidae. The record is from RefSeq and is a predicted model, not a curated record. Gene Ontology annotation, molecular function: RNA polymerase II cis-regulatory region sequence-specific DNA binding; DNA-binding transcription factor activity, RNA polymerase II-specific. Gene Ontology annotation, biological process: endoplasmic reticulum unfolded protein response; regulation of transcription by RNA polymerase II. The transcript is spliced from 17 exons. Bases 252 to 2402 code for a protein of 716 amino acids. Gene Ontology annotation, cellular component: nucleus.
UCCUAUUCUGUCAUAUGCAAAGCGAAACGAAGGGUCGAUAACUUCACUGGAGGGCAUGGAAAAAAAAUCCAGUUUUCUACUCGAUUAAAAAAAUUCUAUUACUUUAUAUCGCAAAUGGUAGCCAAAUACAUAAUUAGCGCGUUAGCUUGAGGAUAAAGCUAAGAGUUUUAUCUAGUCUAUGUUGGUUUAGCUGCUGUUAUCACGUCUGACUGCAGACUCCUGCUGUCCAAACACACACCGCCUUUGUGGCGAUGACUGCGGAUUUACUGUCUGAUCUGGACAGCCGAUUCUUCGCUGAUAAUCUUUUGACGAGCGAAGAUUGGGAUGCCUGCCUGUUCAAGUGUGAGAGCAUGGAGGAAGGAGAGGACGGGGACUUCAGUCAAGGGUUGAAAUACGAACCAUCGUUUGACAAUGACCUCGUGCUCACCCUCGAUCCUGAUAACCGCACGUCACCAUGGCGAUACCUUGACGACAACCUUCUCACAGGAAACACUUCGGUGAUAAAAAAUGAGAUGACAUUGACAGAGCCGCUCCCUGUGGAAAUGUUGUUCCAGGUCAAGGCUGAGCCUCCCUCUCCUGCUUCCUCGCUGGACUCAGAUUGUUCGACCUUGUCGCCUGACCCACAGGUUACAAUUAAAGCCGAAAACCCUCCGACUCCUCCGUACAUGUAUGGAGACGUACUGUCUCCUCCGCUGGGGACGAUGGAGGUAACCGUGGCAACGACGGCAGUACCCCCACCCCAGUCCCAGAUUCCAAUAAUGACACAAACUCAGCUGCAGACACCAUUAACAUCUGUUCAAGCAGUCAUCAAUGGAAUACCGACACAAACUGCAGCAGUCCUGCCAAGCACAUUAAAAGCCAGCACCAUCCUGAGCACCAAACCUCCCAUCCAGCCCCGACCGGUGUGUGUUGCUGCUACACUCCCCGUCCCGCAAAACCCUGCACCAGCGAAGACCCUCAUUCUGCAGGGGCUCCCCUCCAUGGAUCAGAACAGACCCGUCGUCCUCUCUCCGUCCGUCUGUCUCAGUUCGGCUCCGGCUAUUGUGAAAAUGGAGCCCGUGUCCCCUACCAUCCCUCAGCACUGCUCCAGCCCAGCUGCCUCCUCAACCAGCAAGCCCAUCGUCCCGGCGACCACGCCGUUACCCAGCAACAACUCCAACGACAUUGAUAUGAAGGUGCUAAAGCGGCAACAGAGGAUGAUAAAAAACAGAGAGUCUGCCUGCCAGUCGAGAAAGAAAAAGAAGGAAUACCUGCAGAACCUGGAGGCUCAGCUGAGGGAAGCUCAGCAGGAGAACGAACGACUCCGCAGGGAGAACCAGGCGCUGAGGGAGAGACUGGCUGUGAAGGAGAGCGGCGAUUCUGCAAGCAACAAGAGAGCAGUGUGUGUCAUGGCGGUUCUGCUGUUCAUGACUUUCAGCUUUGGCCCCGUCAGCAUCACUGACAGGAAGCUGUCAGCUAGUCUGCAGGAAGAUCUGGUGUCUUAUACGGGUCGCCGGCUGCUGGAGAUCGAACAGCAGCAGGAUCGCCAGGCUGAUCCUCAACCUCUCCAGAAAGUUGAGGACAAACCGGAGAAACCGGAGUCCGGCGGCGAUGAGCGGUGGAAGGGAGGAGAGGCGGAGAGAUACGCUCCAGAGUCUUAUCAGUUCCGAAACCUGAGUGACAUGUUCAGUGACUUGAAGGAUCUGGUUCUGCCAGACAUCGAACGUUACUUCACUUCCUCAGACUGCCGACAGUUCAACCGCUCUGAGUCUCUCAGGCUCGCAGACGAGCUAAGAGGAUGGGUUCAUCGACAUCAAAUCGACAGGAAGAAGUCUGGAGGAAAAGCAAAGACGGCCAAAAAAGCAAAGAUCACCCAGAAAGCUCAACUGAGAAAGGCAAACAUUUCCAGAUAUCUGCCAAUCCAGGCUCACCGCUCCAUAGAAAGUCAGCUGAGGGUACUUCCUGGACCUGAGGUCACCUACAGCGACUUCCUGGACGCCAUCGACCGUAGGGAAGACACGUUCUACGUCGUGUCUUUCAGGAGGGACCACCUGUUACUGCCUGCCAUCAGCCAUAACAAAACCAGUCGGCCUAAAAUGUCUCUGGUGAUGCCGGCCAUGUCUGUUAACGAGAGUCUCUACAACUCGUCUCAGGGCUACGAAAUGAUGAUGCAGGUCGACUGCGAGGUCAUGGACACUCGCAUCAUCCCCAUAAAGUCCUCUGCCGUCCCUCCAUCUCUUCGUGAACCCUCCCCUCCUCCACCCUCCUCCCAGCAUGGUGCCCACCAUCACCAUGGCAACAGCACCUCCCUCAGAGGGCGCCACCAGCACCAUCCAUCGUCUUCAUCCCCUUCUCCAAGGCAGCCUCUACCCGCCCGAACUCAAACACCCGAAUACUUGAUCAGCCAAUCAGAAGGAGUCUGAGGAGACACAGAGACGAGUCUGAUGGUUGAAGGUUGGUGACUCAGAUGAGGAAUCAGAGAAAACUUUUUAAAAUCUCUUCACUAAGCAAAAAAGGUUUCAGAGACAGUUAAAAUCGAACAUCAGAUUUCAUCAGCAACUGGUACUGACAGGACUAAAUAAAAUACUGUCAAAAUAUACAGAUCUAUUCCUUAAAGUAAAAAGACAAAGAGGGCACCGCCAGCACUUGAAAGUGAAUCAAACGGAUCAGUUCCAGUUUUCUUCAGAGACUACUCGGUUAUUUCUUUAUCAAAUCUUUAUCAAAUUUGACUCUUUAUCGGACUCUGUUCAGUUUGACAGGGCCACAUUUUGAAGUUCUUGUGGACGUUGCAUAUUUAAACCCGUCAACUCUUUGGUUCUGCACACAUACUAAAGUCACUAAGGAAAGAAGUUAUUGCGAUAUAAUCUACAUGUUUAGAGGUUAUAUUCAGGUUUCAGGACAUGAAAUGUUUUCAGUGUCAUGGAUUGAGUUUUUUAAUGGUUUCAGGGUUUAAAACUUUCAUCUUGGGGGAUUCUAGGCAUAUAGAUCUAACCAGUAAAAGAGACAUGAUGUACAUAUUUAUAUACAUUGUGAUAAAUAAAAUUGCAGAAAUCUGGUAUUCCUUCAUCUGAAAAAGACAGGAAACUUUAAAGGCCUUUACAUUUUGUUGUAAAUACAGUGUGUUUCAUAAAUCUGAUUAUUUGACAACACUGACAGCUGUUGCACAACGGCGGACGCUAUUUGGUUAAAAAAAAAAAUCUCAGAGGUGUUUUUUUGGUUCUUUUUGUAAAUGUUAUGGCAUACAUUUUUACAAAGGAGUCUUGUUGAUUUGUUUUCCAGCAAACAUACACUAUAUGAAUGCCGGCUCCUGUUCAAGUUGAUCAGUGGUGUAGAAAUUGAGAAACAAUUUGUUUAAUGUGUUCAAGAGUUAUGCCAACGCAAGAUUUGAGCCUGCAGAUUUGUUCAACCCUUAGUUUUUGUCCAUUUGUUUGUUGUCAAAAUAUUUAUUUUUCAUUUUUCUUUGAAAUAAAAACAACUAAUAUAAAAACAAAAAUUUAAGUGAGGCGAAGAUGAUUUGUUUGUUUUUUUCUGUGAUGUUAACUCUGAAAUCUUUUACUAAUUUUGAGAGUCAAGCACCCCGCCUCGUGCAUCAGCUGUCACUUUUAUCCUUGUGUGUUUUUUUUAUGUUAUUUAAUAUCUGUAAAUAUGAGUGUUGAUAUUUUGUUUGUAUUUUGUCACAUUUUCAAUUUUUUAUAUUUCUCUUUUCACAACAAAAAGUAAAAUGAUGAGAAAACCUGUGAAGUUUUUUUUUUUUUUUUUUGUCUUGGAAAUGAUAUUUUAUAUUUACAUGUUGUGUCCAGUGGACCAGCCAGCCUCUCAAUCUGUAAGUGUGAACUUAUAUUAGAUCCAUAUUCUUUUUAUGAUUGUACAUAGAAAUCAUAAAAUUGAGUUGUUCUUUUUAAUUUGUAAAGGAAAGACUAUUAGUGCCUGAAAGAAACUCAAUAAUUUAGCAUUUCUGACCUGGGACUUUGAAUUUUGAACUGCUCAUAUUCUUAAUGAGUUUCGUUUUAGUCCUACAGAGUUAGUUUCAUCCUGUUCCAUUGUAGCUGAAUGCAAAAUGUAAUAUUAGACUCUAGCAUCACUUCAUAAUCUUCAUCUGUCAAAUCCGCCCGCUCUGCAUGAUAGAUGGAAGCUGUAGGUGUAUACUUGAGCUAGAGGAUAUCUCAGUUUGUGCAGCUUUGAUGUAAUUAUUUCUAAUGGGAUUUAGAAGCUUCAAGAAAUGUUUUGACAUACAUCUUCCCAGGGACAUAUUUUUUAAAUUAUGUUUUUUUUUUUCUAUUGAGGCAAAAUAAGUUGAGAAGAAACGGGUGCAUACAAUUGAAAUGGAUUUUCAAUUUUGUUUUGUAUUUCAGAAGAUGAAACAAUUCAGCCAAAGUUUUAUUAUUAUUCUGCAUUAUUAACGACUUUCACAUUUCUAACUUUUUUAUGUUUCUGAAGCCUUCAGUUUGCUGCUGGGUUCUGUUUGAACACGACCAUAGAAAGUUUGGAUUUCACUGUUGAUUAGACUAUUAGAAAAAUGUACAAAUCAGUUUUUGUUUUUUAUAAUUUUCUGAUUUGUAUAAAGGUAUGCCAAGAAGAAGCUAAUAUGAAGUAGAAAGGGCCUUUUUUUAUUUGUAAUUGGAUGGUGUGGAUUGAAGAUGGGGAAGGGACAAAAGAGUCAAGAAUUGGGGGGAGGUUUGUAUAAAGUUUUUGGAGCAAUGUUAAUAAAACAGUGGUCAUUCA